CUGAGCGAUCCUACGAAGUGCGCGAACGCGCUCCUGUGUCUGUUUAAAGAUGGCGGACGAGAAUGAGACAGCAGGCAAGCUGCCGCUAAACGAAGAGGUGGAGGAUGAGCAUGGACACUGCAGCGACUGUGAGAAUGAAGGCCACCACUUUCACGACGGCCAGAAGAGUCUGGAGGAUGAGAGUGGAGCAAAGAAGAAGAAAAAGAAGCCAAGAAAGAAAAAGGACAAGAGCGGAGGAUCGGAGUCUGCGCUGGAGCAGUCAUCCAAAGUGAAUGCUCUGCCAGCGGAGAAGCUGCAGGAGAUCCAGAAAGCCAUUGAACUCUUCUCGGUGGGGCAGGGGCCUGCCAAGCCCAUGGAGGAGGCGAGUCGCCGGAGCUACCAGUUCUGGGACACACAGCCUGUGCCCAAGUUGGGGGAGGUCGUGAUUUCCCACGGACCCAUUGAGCCUGACAAGGACAACAUCAGGAGUGAGCCGUACUCUCUGCCACAAGGCUUUAGCUGGGACGCCCUGGACCUGGGCAACCCAACCGUGCUGAAGGAGCUCUACACCCUGCUCAAUGAGAACUACGUGGAGGAUGACGACAACAUGUUCAGAUUUGACUACUCGCCCGAGUUCCUGCUCUGGGCCCUUCGACCUCCUGGCUGGUUGCCACAGUGGCACUGUGGUGUCCGAGUCCUGUCCAACAAGAAACUGGUGGGCUUCAUCAGUGCCAUUCCCGCUGACAUUCAAAUCUAUGAAACAGAGAAGAAAAUGGUGGAAAUUAACUUCCUCUGUGUCCACAAGAAGCUGCGCUCCAAGCGUGUUGCCCCCGUCUUAAUUCGGGAAAUCACCAGAAGAGUCAACCUGGAGGGCAUCUUCCAAGCGGUAUACACCGCUGGCGUGGUCCUCCCAAAGCCAGUCAGCACUUGCAGGUACUGGCACAGAUCGUUGAAUCCUCGCAAACUCGUGGAGGUGAAGUUCUCCCACCUGAGCAGGAAUAUGACCAUGCAGAGGACGCUGAAGCUCUACCGCCUACCUGAGGCCACCAAGACCCCAGGUCUGCGAUCCAUGGAGCGUAAGGAUGUGCCCGCCGUUCACGGCCUCCUGCGGGAGUACCUGUGCCAGUUCCACCUGACGCCGUGUAUGAGUGUGGAAGAGGUGGAGCACUGGCUGCUGCCCCGCGAGAACAUCAUCGACACGCACGUGGUGGAGAACUCCGAGGGGGUUGUGACGGACUUUCUAAGCUUUUACACGCUGCCCUCCACCAUCAUGAAUCACCCUGUGCACAAGAGCCUGAAGGCAGCCUACUCCUUCUACAACGUGCACACCACCACGCCGCUGCUGGACCUCAUGAACGAUGCCCUCAUCCUGGCCAAGUCGAAAGGCUUUGAUGUCUUCAACGCGCUGGACCUGAUGGAGAACAAGACGUUCCUCGAGAAACUGAAGUUUGGGAUCGGCGACGGAAACCUGCAGUAUUACCUGUACAACUGGAAGUGUCCCAGCAUGAGCGCCGAGAAGGUGGGCUUGGUGCUGCAGUGAGAAUCAAGGACCCAUGGAUCCCACCUGCUGUGGCAUCGUUAGAGGAAUGAGAAGAGAAAUUGAGUUGACUUGUGACCUUUUGACCUGCGCCACCAUGGGAGGCCCACCACCUCACCUGGCACUCCAGGCAGUGGACCCUCAUUUUACACACAGAAAGCAAAAAACACAAAAAACAAAAAAAAAGAAAAGAAAAGCGACUGGCGUCACAUCACGAGACUUGGCAUGACGCCCCCUGCUGCCGUGCCUUUGCAUAUUCACUAAAUCUUGUUGAUCUGGCAUCCAGAGCGGCCGCUGCCACGCUGCCUCGUAGAACCAUCGCCCGUCCAGCUGCUGCUUCGCUCUCGCCAAAGGAUGCGGGCCCGGCCCACCGCUCGCCGGCGUGUGAUACGUGUGGAGUGGAUCCCUGUGUAAGGUAGCGCCCUGCGGGUCAUAGAAUAUCCGAAAUAAAAGAGUAAAGCCA
Messenger RNA from Erpetoichthys calabaricus (reedfish), 1979 nucleotides. It is a transcript of the gene nmt1a, whose product is annotated as N-myristoyltransferase 1a. Gene Ontology annotation, cellular component: cytoplasm. The coding region runs from base 50 to 1519 and encodes 489 amino acids. Gene Ontology annotation, molecular function: glycylpeptide N-tetradecanoyltransferase activity. The transcript has 12 exons. Lineage: Eukaryota; Metazoa; Chordata; Cladistia; Polypteriformes; Polypteridae. Gene Ontology annotation, biological process: N-terminal peptidyl-glycine N-myristoylation. The record is from RefSeq and is a predicted model, not a curated record.